AUGGUUAUUAAUCCUACUUAUCUUGCGCAGCGGACGCGCCAGUGUAAGCACCGUUUAAUACUCUUUGAGUUAUGAUACUAUGAAUUUGGAAGAGAAGAGAAGCUAAUUGGUGUGGUAGCCGUCAACUGGACUGAUGCGAAAUCAAGGGUAUUGAAGAGUUACAGAGAAUGGAUCCGUGCUGUAUGUCUGCUCUGUAUCUGUGGGCAGGAUUAGAAGAAGUGGCGGAUAUUUAGGGAGUAGGGAAACUAAUGGGUGUUGAUGUAGGCUCCGGAAAUCCAAACGAUGUACUCGCUCGGAAUUCCUGUUUCACAGUUGAGGACGAAGAUGCGGUCGGAGUUCGAAAGGCAUAGAUAUGUGAAUCAAAUCCAGACGGUUGAUAAGUUGUUAUAUGAGAGCCAUGCAGAAUUUCAGGUACGUUGCACAUAUCAGAGAGGCUAUAACUGGGAGAUGCCGUGGGGCUAGAUGGAAGAGGGGUUUCACGUAGUAUAGUGCAUGAUAUAGUGAGAGGUCUCGGCAUAGGGAAGGAUCGCUGGCAUCAGCACAGUCUGCAGUCGCAGCUGUCGAUUCUUGGAUGCAUUGGGUUGUACAUGGAGUCUGUUUGCUGACUUUGUGCACUAACAGGAGACAUUGAAUUACUGGAAACAACUUCCUCACAUCUUGAAGUAUUUCCGACAAGAAGAAGACCCAACUUCGAGACUACCACAAAAUUUCAUGGCCGGUUUCCUGGAGGUAUGUCUGCAAUUUGUUCCCGUCUUCAAAUCAUUCUGACCUCAAUCACAGGGACGCAAUUAGAAGUUGUUAUCUUAUUUUUGUCGCUUUGUACAUAUCCCAAUGAACCUCAAUUGAACUCCAUGAGAACCUCCCCUUUUAUACGCCUUGCCAUGCCUUUUUAUCUAA
Messenger RNA from Sclerotinia trifoliorum, 897 nucleotides. The record is from the annotation of a GenBank genome assembly. NCBI's taxonomy places the organism in Eukaryota, Fungi, Ascomycota, Leotiomycetes, Helotiales, Sclerotiniaceae.